Molecule: messenger RNA, 2730 nt
Organism: Gymnodraco acuticeps
Lineage: Eukaryota; Metazoa; Chordata; Actinopteri; Perciformes; Bathydraconidae
Gene: mkrn1
Product: makorin, ring finger protein, 1
Exons: 8
Coding region: 62-1357 (431 amino acids)
Biological process (GO): protein polyubiquitination
Molecular function (GO): metal ion binding; ubiquitin protein ligase activity
Source: RefSeq, a predicted model, not a curated record
CGGCCGAGCUGGAGCGGAGCUGUCCGGAACAUCCGGCUGUAGCUCCUCAACAUAAACAGCUAUGGCGGAGGCAGCAGCAGCGUCUACGGCGGCUUCACCAGGUAUAGGAGGUUGGACCAAACACGUAACCUGCAGGUAUUUCAUGCAUGGUCUUUGCAAAGAAGGAGAGAACUGUCGAUAUUCCCACGACCUGACCAAAAGCAAACCAGAAGCCAUGAUUUGCAAGUUCUUUCAGAAGGGAAACUGUGUGUUUGGGGACCGUUGCAGGUUUGAACACUGUAAACCGGAAAAGAACGAGGAGUUGCCAACCACAGAGACGCUGCCGCUGCCCACUGCCUCGCCUACCGGCUCAUCAGAUCCAGAACCCAGUGGGCCAACGCCUGGUUCAGGGGCACAAGACUGGGUCAACGCUGCCGAGUUCGUUCCAGGACAACCAUACUGUGGACGGGCUGAGCCAGUGAAGGGAGAGACCUCCGUCCCUCUCAUCGAGGAGUUGGACCGGGAGGCGUCGCAGGACAACAAAGCGCUGAGGAAGCAGCUCUGUCCGUACGCGGCUGUCGGAGAGUGUCGCUAUGGCAUCAACUGUGCGUAUCUCCACGGCGACGUGUGCGACAUGUGCGGCCUCCAGGUUCUCCAUCCCACCGACAACGGCCAGCGCUCCGACCACACCAAGGCAUGCAUCGAGGCCCAUGAGAAAGACAUGGAGAUUUCGUUUGCCAUCCAACGCAGCAAAGACAUGAUGUGCGGCGUGUGCAUGGAGGUGGUGUUCGAGAAGGCCAACCCCAGCGAGCGGCGCUUCGGCAUCCUCUCCAACUGCUGCCACUGCUACUGUCUAAAGUGCAUUCGCAAGUGGAGGAGUGCCAAGCAGUUUGAGAGCAAAAUCAUCAAGUCUUGCCCAGAGUGUCGAAUCACAUCUAACUUUGUCAUCCCAAGCGAGUACUGGGUGGAGGAAAAAGAAGACAAACAGAAACUCAUCCAGAAAUACAAGGACGGCAUGGGGAGUAAACCGUGUCGGUACUUUGACGAGGGCCGUGGAACGUGUCCUUUCGGCUCCAAUUGCUUCUACAGGCACGCCUUUCCCGACGGACGGCUGGAGGAAGCGCAACCUCAGCGAAGACAGACGGGGUCCAGCAACAGGAACAGGAACUCGAGGCGAACCCCGCUGUGGGACAUCUUUGACGAGCGGGAAAGCACCGACUCGUUCGACAACGAGGACGAGGAGAUGGUGACGUUCGAGCUGAGCGAGAUGCUCCUCAUGCUGCUCGCCGCGGGGACCGACGACGAGGUGACGGACUCAGAGGACGAAUGGGACUUGUUUCACGAGGAGCUGGACGAUUUCUAUGAGAUUUACCUAUAGCAGCCCCGCCUACCAACCCCCCCAAUCCCCCCCCCCCCCCUAUGUAUACUAGACCCUAGAAUGGACUGUCUUGUGCGAGUGAUAGACAGUAGCUUUCCCCCCCCCCCACCCCUUGUAUUGUGGCAGUGCCUUUAAGCAGGCCAUUAAUAAAUGAACUUAUAAAAUAUCUAAAAAAGAAGAAAAAAAAUCGGUGCUCUCGUGCUAAACUUUUUCUAUCCUCGUGCGGUUCAUGUUAAAAGAAAAAAAGAACAAAAAUAACUCAAUAUAAGAUUUAACAGAAAUUAUAACUUUCUUCAAAUAUUAAUAAUAAACAUUGUCAAGUUUCUUUGUGGGUGUGGGUUUGACUUGUUCGUUUACUCAGGUGUAAAUAUGUACUCCUGGGACUCUGAGGAUGCACUCGAAUUUACUCGGCACCAUUUACUGUAAUCCUGAUGGGCAUGUUGUAAGAUUUUAAAUACGGUUUUCCAAAGGCCGGAACUUCUUUUUCUUUAUAUAAGCUUCUGAUAGCCAAUAUAUUGUGCUGAUGUUCACCAUAAUUCAUGUUCAUGAACAGUAUUUAAUGUGUCCCCGUGUUUCAGGGUUAAAUAGUCUUUCAUGAGACAUUGAGAUCAAUAUUGAACUGUCUGUUAAAGUCCAGCGAAGGAAACUCUUGUAAAGUUUUUGGCCGUUUACAGCAGGCUGACCGCUUGCCCUGAUCCUGAUCUUGCUACCUUGGACAUUUCAGAGACUGACCAGCUCAUAAAAGUUGUUUUCUUGUAUUGGAUUUGAACAGAAAAAUUCAAAAAGACACUAAUUUGAACCCCUAGUGUGCUGUUUAGUACUUCUGCUCUACAAGAGCUACACUACUGAACAACACUUGAAUCCCAUUGGUCAAUGACAUGGUUUAUGAGCUGCUCAGAGCGAUCAAAGAUACAUUUUCUGACAGGUCCUGGAUCAGGGCUAGGGAUUAACCUGCUAACUGACCCCCAACCUUCUUUUCUCCCCCUUUACACACAAGCGCACUUUGUUUUUCCAACUACAAAGAUUGAACUAGUCUAAAUUGGCUCCAUAUAUCAGUAAAAAAAAAAGAGAGAACUUUAUUUAAAAUCUUUCCCCUUCCACCAUCCUGUAUAUCAACAUCCAGGAAGCAUUGUAAGUAUGGUAAUGCCUUCCUUAGAGCCAGGCUAAAGAGUCAACACUCUUCCAGUGCAGAAAAGUGUAAUUCACUGCUCUCUGUUGGCUUCACUGAGUAAUGCUUCACUGCGGAGACACUCGUCCACAGACUCAACCUGUUAAAAUCCAUUGGAAUGCAUAUGUUUAUACUGAAAUGUGUGUUUUCUAUGUUCCACAGCCAUCCAUCUUAACUUGAAAUUAAAGUUUAUUAUCAAUCCGAA